Messenger RNA from Drosophila hydei, 1135 nucleotides. Its product is annotated as glycoprotein-N-acetylgalactosamine 3-beta-galactosyltransferase 1. Gene Ontology annotation, cellular component: membrane. The record is from RefSeq and is a predicted model, not a curated record. Bases 1 to 1131 code for a protein of 376 amino acids. The transcript is spliced from 4 exons. Gene Ontology annotation, molecular function: N-acetylgalactosaminide beta-1,3-galactosyltransferase activity. NCBI's taxonomy places the organism in Eukaryota, Metazoa, Arthropoda, Insecta, Diptera, Drosophilidae.
AUGUCUGAGCACAAGAUCACACUGGAGCAGCUGCAGCACGAGCAGCUGGUGCAAGUAGUUGGCUCCACGCCCAAGAAACGCGAUGAGUUGCAUGUGUUUCUCAUGGGCAAUCAGCCCACACUCUAUCGGCUGUCUCGACGUCAUCUGCUGGCCUUUGGACUGAUCUGCAGCGUGGCAUUGAUCACGCUUUACGCCUACUGGGACGUCAUGAUGCUGACGACGCUGAGUGCUAGGCGUGAUCUGGACACUUCGAACUCGCGACAGCCGCUGGCCACGAGGCUGGAGCGAGAGGUGCGCGUGCUCUGCUGGGUGAUGACCACACCCAAGUACCACAAGACGCGAGCGGUGCACAUACUGCGUACGUGGGGCAAGCGUUGCAACAAGAUCUAUUUCAUAACCUCGGAAUCAGACGAUGAGCUCGACACCAUCGUGCUGACCAAGCCGGACUCAUACGACGUGCUGUGGGGCAAGACAAAGGAGGCCUUCACCUACCUCUACGAGAACAAGCGGCACGAGGCGGAUUGGUUUAUGAAGGCCGACGAUGAUACUUAUGUAUUUGUGGAAAAUCUACGCCACAUGCUAUACCCUUACUCUCCAGAUAUGCCUCUACACUUCGGAUACAACUACAAGCUGUUCCACAAUCCAUUUGGAAAUGCAUCGUACAUGUCUGGAGGCAGCGGCUAUGUGCUAAGUCGGGAGGCGCUGCGUUUGUUUGUGCACGGCAUGAAUGAUAGCAGCAAGUGCCGGCAGGAGGACGAUCAUGCGGAGGACGUGGAGAUGGGUUUAUGUCUUUAUAAUCUGGGCGUACGCGCCGGCGAUUCGCGCGACUUAAUGCUGCGUAAUCGCUUUUUUCCCAUGGCGCCAUAUUCCUUACUUAUGUCUAAGUAUAACGGCUUGGACUUUUGGCUCUUCAAGUACGCCUACUACAAUCCCCGGGCCUGCAUGAACUGCCUCUCGGACUAUCCGGUCGCCUUUCACUAUGUCGCGCCCGAGGAGCUCUAUGUGUACGACUUCUUCUGCUAUCAACUAGAAAUGUACGGACGCACUCCGGUGCAGGAGCAGCUGCCGGAAAAGAUUUUGCCGGGGCAGCUCUAUAUACCUCCAUCUGACAACAGGUACUAUCAAACAUAAAUGU